CGAUAAGGAAAAUUAGGAAGUAAUUGGUCAGUUAUGCAGCGCACUGGUGCGUGUUGUUUCCACUGCUCACUUACGAACAUGGCUCUUCACCGCAGCAUUCUUCUUAUCCUCACUGGACUCACAGGAAUUCACAGCAUAACUACAGUCAGUGAAGUGUCAGUGAAGGCUGGAGAUUCAAUCACCAUCCCAUGUCUCUAUGAGUCAAAAUACAUAAACCAUGUGAAAUUCUUGUGUAAAGGAUAUUAUUGGACCUCCUGCUCGUAUGCAGUUAAAACAAACAAACCAAGUUCAGGAAAGUUUUUAAUCUCUGAUGACAAAAGCCAAAGAAUCUUCACUGUGACUAUAAAUGAUCUGACGGAUCAGGACACUGAUUACUGGUGUGCUGUGGAGAUUGAUGGAGUGCCAGAUGUCAGAGAGUACUUUCACCUGUCAGUCACCAGAGGUACGCCUAGGCUUUAUGUGGACCAUCAGGAGAUUACAGGAUUUAAGGGAGAAAAAAUAACCAUCAGUUGUUUCCAUCGCAACUCUGGAGAAAUGAAGUGGUGCAGGCUGGGUAGCUCCUGUAUGACAGAGUCGUCUGGAUCAAUAGCUGAAACAAGAGUGACCAUCACUUCAAAGGUUGAUGGUUUCAAUGUGACUAUGAGUAACCUUACGACAGAGAACAGCGGCUGGUAUUUGUGUGUCAGCGGAGACUUUCAGAUGCCAGUGCAUGUAACUGUUACUAAGCAACUUACCACCAAUAGAACACUAAACACAACUGAGGGUCAGCAGAGUGGGAUAGGCAGCCUUGUUCUAGUUGACCUAAAGAGCCUCAUCAUCUCUUUGAGUUUGUUGAGCUUCACUGUUAUGGUGACAUUGGUAAUCUGGUUUAUGUUAAAAAGACACAAGCAAACCAAAGUAGGAUCGUCAGCCAGAACAACAGCUGAAGAGGGUGUAACAUACAGUACUGUUAAGAAAAACAGGAAACCUCAGGAAACCUCAGGACGGGCUGAAGAGGAGGUAACAUACAGCAAUGUUAAGCCUGUGAGAAAAACUUCAAGCAAGAGGUCAGAUGCUGAGAUAACGAGUGAUGUGGACGUGCUGUACAGCUCUGUGGUUAUUGUAGAACGUUAAACGGCACAAAUGGAGGUUUAAGCAAAAGCAGAGGAUGUAACCUAUAGCACAUUGGCUCAGCACCAGGAAAACCUGUAAAUGUCACCCGUAUCACAAAAUCGAAUCUGUCUGUCUGUCUGUUUGUCUGUCUGUCCAUCACUUUUUUUAGACGAUAGUGGGGUAAUAUUGUGUUAUCUGUUAAUGUUUGGUUUUGCAAUAACUUCCUUCUGCUUUUUUCAUUUUGUCGGGAUCUUGGUUUAACUGUUGUAUGUAUUAAGCCUUACAAUGGAAGUAAUCCUGAAACAUAUUUUAGAGAUGUGGAACUUAUACUAUAUUUACUCUGUGUUUUAACUUAUGUAAUUUUCAAGAUUUGAGUCCUAAUAACUUAAUUAAUAAACUUAAUAACUCUACAUUGGGUCUUCUUGCAUGUUUAGAAAAUAAAUCAUUAAUAAAUCAUUUUUUAUUUUUUUAUAUAUAUAUGUAUAUAUAUGUUAUGUUUGGUUUUGUUGUAUUAGUUUUGUAAUUGUUCAGAUUAUGAUUGUUGGUCAUCGUUAUUCAUCUGAUUGGCUUCCUUUUUUUAAAUACAAUAAAGAGAUGUUUCAAAAAUAUAUGAUUGAAUAAAGCUGAAAGAACAAACUUGCAGUGUAUCGUGUCGUACGAUGAGCAGGAAAACAGAGUUUCCUCUCCUCAAGUCAGAAACACAGGUUUUGAAAUUAAGAUUCUGUGGUUUUCAACAAUGACACUGAAGUGCUGUUAAAAAUCUAAAUCAUUUUAUUUGACAUUAUACUUUUAAAGCAAUGACAACCCUCUGAGCAGGAAAAUGUAAUUAUUGGCAUUAAAGAGGUAUUGAAGGACUUUUAAUAAAUGAACACAUUUCAUUCCA
Messenger RNA from Dicentrarchus labrax (European seabass), 1975 nucleotides. RefSeq lists its product as uncharacterized. NCBI's taxonomy places the organism in Eukaryota, Metazoa, Chordata, Actinopteri, Moronidae. The coding region runs from base 34 to 1113 and encodes 359 amino acids. The transcript has 9 exons. The record is from RefSeq and is a predicted model, not a curated record.